Molecule: messenger RNA, 1416 nt
Organism: Fusarium coffeatum
Lineage: Eukaryota; Fungi; Ascomycota; Sordariomycetes; Hypocreales; Nectriaceae
Exons: 3
Coding region: 1-1416 (471 amino acids)
Source: RefSeq, a predicted model, not a curated record
AUGAUAUCCUCGAAAUUAUUUGCCGUUGUGGUGACGGCGUCAACCUGGUGGGUUGUGGAUGCUGGGAAGUGCAAGCCGCAUCCCAACCCUACGUCGUUCUUAACAUUGACAUCAGGGGACUUACCUGCCACUUCGUACCCAGUCAGCUACUUCACAUCUUCCGGAGACGAUGCUCAUGUCUUCUCCUCAACUGAUCCUUUAAGCUCUAGUCGGCUUACCGAGACUGGGUCUUCUGGUAUCAGUGAAUCUUCAGCAAUGCCUUCGUAUCAGAUACCGACCUCCAGUCCAACUGCUUCAGACUCUACAACCGCGAGCGUCUCAACAGCUUCUUCCGAUAAUGUUAUUAUCGAGGCGCCAACCUUCUCAAGUAGUUUCACUACUGUUGUCUCAGUUGAUGUCACAACACUUGGUGAUUCAAGCACAACAACUGACACUAUCACCACCUCCAUUAACGAGUUAUCUUCAACUGAGGUCUCGUCUUCAACUAAGGUCUCGUCUUCGACUGGGGUCUCAUCUUUAACUAGUAUCUCAUCUUCGACUGAGGUCUCUACAUCGACUGAUGUCUCUACAUCGACUGAGGUCUCUUCAACUGAUGUCUCUACUUCCACUGAUGCAGCUAUAUCAACCCAUAGCACUACGUCUUUCGAAACCACGAUAUCUAGUGAUCUUGCCACAUCUGCCGAGCAGACUACAACAACCGAUACAGCCAUUCCAACCCAACCAACUUCCGCAGAAGCUUCUGAUAUUACCGAAACAACUGUGACAACGUUUAUCACAGCCUUGACAGACGUAACUACGACGGCGUCUACAACAGUGUUUACAUCUGAAACCACGACCACAACAGAAAACCUCUGGACUUCCACAACUGCAGCAUCGUGCCCUGUCUAUUCAUCCUCUCUCAAUGACCCAAGUUUCGAAGGGGAUAAUACUGGCCCUGAUAGAUGGGACUACAUGGGGCAAUUUGCUGGUGUGGCUGUACCUUUUCAAAAGGAGAACAGCAUGUCUGAGAAAGUACCACGAGCUUACAGUGGAAAUCAGUUUGCACUCCUCAGUGCGGGACUAGGAUCUAAACUUGGAAGUGAUAUGUGGAGGCCCAUGUCUCUUGAUCCUACCAAGAAGUACCGAGUGUGGUUCACAUUUGCGGCAGUCUCUGAUCCCGAUGAAGAUUGGUACUUUAACUUCAUAAUCGCCACACGAAUGUACGGUCACGCCUCAAGAGAAACCAUAAACGUCCCCAAGGGCUCUCCGUUCGUGUACAGACAACAGAGCACGAUAAUUCAAGGUGCACAAGGCGACAACUUGUAUGCUUUUAUGAGAGUCAAUGCCGGUUCCAAUCCCCGCCUGGUUGCUGUUGAUGACAUCUAUGUCGCCGAUCAUCCUCCAUCAGCACCCAAGCAUAUCGAACGGUAUUUCUGA